ACCAGACUACUGGAAUGCUUUGCAUUUUGGUUGUUAUUAGUGAAACAAAAUAAAUCACCUGCCCGAUGGGGCAACCACAGAGCAGGCUCAAUUUGCGCACAUCCAUAAUAACUUGAACAACGCGUUAGGAGUUAACCUGUAAACCAAUAGUUAAUCUUCUCCAAGAGUGCAAAAACAACAAAGUCAAAGUAAUAAAAGAGAUAGAGGCUUCAAGGUCUGCACUAAAGCGUCACAUAACGAGCUUUGGAGCUCAUAUUCGACUUGGAAAUGGAAACCAUAUCAACAUUCGCUAAGAAACUUUGGUGUGUCAAGAAACAACUUAUUCUUUUCCUCACUCCACUUAUUCUUCUCCCGUUACUUUUUGGUCUACCGGAAAAGGUACGUGCUUAUUGGAAGAUACACAGGUAUUGUUACUGUGACCAUUUAUUCCUCUAACUCACAAGAAUAAAUAGUUUAAACUUUUAAGUUAUACCUAAACCAAAUUGCUGAACCAUAUCAAAUUGUCAUGAACUACUAACUGAAAGUCAGGUAGCCUACUUGCUAAAUACAGUAUUGCCGCAUAGCCUAAAACUGAUAUGAUCAUUAAUAUCCACACCUGCCUUUAAAUUCAAACACCCUUUAACCCCACAUCUGUUGGACUUCACUGAAAUUAGAAUCAGGAUCAUAAAACCUACAAUUCUAUCAUUUGGAUCUGUUUUAGGUUGAUAAAGUUAUUCCAGCGUAUAGGACAUGCCCCAUACACAUUACAUUUUAAUCAUUUAGCAGACACUCUUAUCCAGAGCGACUUACAGGAGCAAUUAGGGUUAAGUGCCUUGCUCAAGGGCACAUCGACAGAUUUUUCACCUAGUCGGCUCGGGGAAUUAGAACCAGCGAACCUUUCGGUUACUGGCACAACGCUCUUAACCACUAAGCUACCUGCCACUCCAUUAUAUAUCUAAAACAACAAUCCUUACAUCCAUAACUUGACUUAACUUCAUUCCCCCCUCUUAAUCAUAACCAUAGCCCAAUCUGAGCCCUAACCCAAUUUUUUAUAACUUCAAAGACUUAUUUAUUUACAAUUCCCCCCUAAUUUUGCAAAUCCAGUCACAGAAAAAAAGUACAUUCCUUGUACAUUUAUCUUUCCACAGCAUGAUACAAACAUUAAUUGAAUAGAUCACCUUUGUAAAUGCCACAGUUGGCUUUUACUCUUGAGUGUUCACCAACAUGUUUCUGUUAUGUUUUUCAGGAGGGGAAAUGUCUGUACGUGGUGCUGCUAAUGGCUGUGUUCUGGUGCACAGAGACACUUCCCUUAGCUGUCACUGCCAUGCUACCUGUUUGCCUCUUUCCAACAAUGGGAAUUCUUCCAUCCAAGAAAGUCUGCCCUCAAUACUUCCUCGAUACCAAUUUUCUCUUUCUCAGUGGUCUUGUGAUGGCAUCAGCUAUUGAGGAAUGGGGUCUGCAUCGCAGAAUAGCUCUGAAAGUUCUUAAGAUUGUUGGAGUCAAACCAGCCUGGUGAGAAGUCUAUAUCGCUAUAUACAACAGUAAUAAAUUAAUCAUAAUUGAUAUUUUGGGAUUCUUUUCCAUUAUUUAAAAUGAAUGCCCUGCAUAUGGCAAAAUAUAGGCUACAUAAUCAUAUUAUCAGAAAUAUGAAUUGUAUUGAUGUGCCUCUCUACUUACUCCUGGCCCAUGUGUCCAUCUCUUUGUGCAGGUUGAUUUUGGGAAUGAUGAUCACCUCUGCCUUCCUGUCCAUGUGGCUCAGCAACACCGCAACAACGGCCAUGAUGCUUCCCAUUGCUAACGCCAUCCUGGAGAGUCUCUUUGGAGACCUGGCCAUUCUGAAGGAGAACUGUAAGGUGAAAGACGAGACAGGGGGUGAGUUGCUGUGUAGGGUUUCUCCAACUGUCCCACAUACAUCAAGUGAAAAGAUUAAGAAUAUAAAGUAACCAAGCCAGGACAAAUUUGGUCUAUCGACACUGUAGGGUACAUAUAAUGCAAAUUGUCUGUAGUGCUUACAAAAACAAACAUACUAUACUUCCAUUUUCUAAAGCUAAGAGUGAUGUUUCCACACUAAAACUGUAAUAUGUAACUGAGGGUGUGAACCUUUUUACAACUAACUGUUCCAUCACAUUGCCUUCAGUCACGACAUGUCAAUAUUCAAAUUAUAAUUGAUUGAUUAUAUUAGCCGCCUUUCAAGUCAUACAUUAAAUAUGACAAAGGCCUACAGGCAACCUACUUAGAAAACUGUAACUCACAGGCUUUGAUGACAAAGAAAUGUUUAAAUAUCUCUGUUAUAGCUUGUCUCAUUCAUUCCAUAGCUAUGGAUACUGUAGCAUCACAGUAAUUGGUUAAUGGGAAACGUGUUGAUUCUCAGUAGAGGCAGUUACACUUAGAUGACCCCCUAAAUCGCCUUCAAAUUGGUCUUCAAUAUGGAAUAGUUAUGAUGUCUAAGCCUGUCCUUAAAAAAAUAUAUUUUGUCAUUUGUCACUGCAGAGUAAACAAUGGAGAGAAUAACUCUAACACAACCUGUUCACUUCAACAUCCAUCAGGUCAAAGACAAGUAAAGCUGCAUGCACUGCCCUCUGAAAAACAGAUAUUGUCUAUAGACGGGUAAGAAAGCAAACAUAAACAAACUUGAAGCUCUCAUGUUGUUAGAAUAGGAUUCAUUGUUAUCGUGUAGCUAUUUACUAAUGUUGGUAUAAUUAUACCUUAAGAUCUGAUCGGAUGGAGCGGUCAGAUGGGAGGACUGGAGAGGAGAUCAGGACAGAGUCCGAGUACCAGAUGAAGGUGUGGAAAGGCUUCCUGAUCUGUAUCCCGUACGCUGCCAGUAUCGGAGGGACUGCCACCCUGACAGGCACUGCACCAAACCUCAUCCUCAUUGGACAACUUAAGAGGUACCCAAGUUGAAGACUUGACUGAUCUCACUUUUUCCUACUGCAUCUGAACAUACCCUCUCAUAGACCUCACAGGCCCAUCAGAGAGAGCAAUAAAGGUCUGUAAGGUGAGGACGGUCUCUCUGAGGAGGUCUAGUAGAGGGUUUUGUACAGCGUACAAACUUUUAACCAUUAUGAAAAAAGAUGAGAUAAGUGACACAAGUACUGGGAUGUUUCAGAUGUUGUAGAACUUCAGACGUCCCACUUAAAGGCCUGGUAGGAUUUAACUGGCAAAUAGCUGCGUACGAAGAACAUGUUACAUUUAGACCAUAAAAUACGAUUUUUUUCAUGUUUGCUGUACUGUUUUUUGACAGUUAAUUCUUUGUGUUCUAGUUACUUCCCAGAGUGCGACUUGAUCAAUUUUGGCUCUUGGUUUGCAUUCGCAUUUCCUCUCAUGGUGUUUUUCCUCAUCUUGGGAUGGCUAUGGAUUUCUUUCCUCUACGGGGGCUUGAAUACACGGUAUGAUGGUGAAAUCAUAUCUAAGUGUAAUAUAAAAAUGUGACCAUAGAUGAUGACAUGUGGCAGUCUGUGGUAGAGUUAUAGGAUUCUUUACUGUACACUUUUUGAAGUAAUAUGGAAUAAUACAUUCUCCUACCUGUCAGAUAUUUCCACAUUAUUUUCAUACUGUUUGUUGUGUUCAGGUUGUGUGUGAAGAAACAGGACGAAAGAGCACAAGCAGAGGCGAAGGCUGAGGCCGUUAUUGAUGAAGACUACAGAAAACUAGGCCCCAUAAAGUAAGGACUCUAACAUAUCUCUACACUAAAUCACAGGCAACAUGCUCUAAUCUUAAAUCAUGCCCUACACCAGGGGUGGCCAAUUCUGGUUCAAAAGGGCCACAUUGUUCACAUGUUAUAGAUUGUUUAUUUGAAUCAGUGUGUUAAUGCUGGGAUGGAACAAAAGCCUGCUACAGCCCUCCAUGACUAAAGAUGACUACCCCUGUUCUAGACCCUCUGGACUAUAUGUCAGUGGUAAUGUAGAACAGACAAUAAUUUCCUAUCUUCCAUUUUAGUUUUGCAGAAGGAGCCAUUGCAUUCUUUUUCAUUUUGUUUGCCGUUCUCCUGUUCACAAGAGAUCCCAAAUUUGUAACUGGAUGGUCCACGUUUUUCAACAAAGGGUAAGAGAGACAAGCUGACAAUCCACUGCCCGUUACCUAGGAAAUGUCUGUAUAAUUCACUGGAGGCAUGAGGAAACCAGCUGCUUCAUGACUUCCUCUUCUCUGACUCUCUUCCUCCUUCAGGUAUGUUUCAGAUGCGACCACUGGAAUGAUCAUUGUGUCAAUCCUAUUCUUCUUCCCUUCCCAAAAGCCCUCUCUCAGCUGGUGGUUUGAUUCUAGAGGUCAGUACCAGAAAGGAUAUGUCCCAAAUAAUGAGAAAUACGUUUUUAGAAUAUGUAGAUGGAAAAUACCACUGCCUCAAUCAUACCGCCUUUCUGUACUGAUAUAGAGAAAACGGUAUGUUUUCAAAUCAAAAGAUUAGAUGGAGUGAAGCAGCUGUAUACAUACACUGUAGAUCAUGGUUUUUAAACUCACAUUAUUAUUCAAUCAUGCCUCGACAGACAUAAAUUACAGAAACAUUGACAACUAUAAAGGCAGAAUAUUUUUUUGGUCAUUUCAUAAAUUCAUUUCAGAAGUGCAGAACUUGUAUUGGCUCUGUUGUAUGGUACUGUAAAUAACCUGAGGAAUGUUAAUGACGUAGAUUAGUGAGUCUGAGCAGCGUCCCGUUGUGAGGUAAGACUGUCGCCCCUCUGUUCGUGCAAAUAUUAUUAAUCUAAAAAAAAUGCAUUGCCACACUUUGGCUUGCUCUGUGUUCACCCACUGGUUUAACAUAGCACACAACUUCUUAUGCAACAGAAAUACCAGGGUUUUCAUGUUCUACCCUCAUAUAUUUCCAGCAAGAUUAGAAUUUCUAUAUGUUUGGCAUUGAGCUCUUUAAUGUUCUUAUUAAAAACAAUUUUGAGUAGGUAUGUUAAGAAUUAGCCUGUAAGCUAUAAAAACAAAGAGAGUCGCACACUCCAUAUGUAUAACCUCCCAGUAAUUUAUUGGGUAAAAAACCACCAACGUUUCGGCAUCACUGUGCCUUCUUCAGACCCUGAAGUUUAUUCCCCGUUAGUCAGCACCUCUACACUGAAUAAUGUUCUCUGGGUGUGCGCCAGCUCAUGCUUUUUAUAAGAAUUAGCCUGUGAAAUUAUAGUUCCAUUUCAGUCAGUUUCACUCGGUACAACAAAAGCGCGACUCCCCAUAACGAUGUUGUACCUCGUUCCCUUCCUUCAGGGAAUAGUAGUUAUAUUCAGAACUUCAUGUUUUACAGCCCAAAAUUAUUGACACAUGAAAAAUGUCUGGCACAGUGGUACCCGAGAGAGAAACAAAACCCCAACCAGACUUAUUUUGUCCCCUAAACGUUACUUUGACCCCUAACCCCUAGCUUUAUUGCCCCUUGCAGGUUAGAUAUUCUGAUAUUUCGGUGGUUGACCUGGAUUUGUCUGGAGGGCUGAAGUUGAUUUCAUACCCUGUCAUGUUUUCCACAGCACCAAAUAAUCCAUAUGUUCCUCUCCUAUCAUGGAAGAAAACACAGGAAUGUGUCCCAUGGAAUAUAAUUCUGUUGCUGGGUGGAGGCUUUGCCAUGGCCAAGGGGUGUGAGGUAAAACCAUAGAAUUUACAUAUAGAAUCAUUAUGCUUUAUGAUCUCUAUGGGGAAACCCCUUUAAUGUUUAAUGGUGCACACCAUAGAUAUGAAAUCCCUUUAACUCACAUUCUCAUUUGUGUAACUCUACAUUCGAAUAGCUGUUUGUUUGGUGAUUUAUAUACUUUUUUGACCUAUUUCUGCUACUACUAAGACAAGGGCUGUCUUGAUGCUCUGUCCCUGUGGUGUAGGAGUCAGGACUGGCGGCGUGGAUAGGAGCCUACCUCCAGCCUAUUGCUCAGGUCCCUCCUGCUGUGGCUGUCAUGUUUAUCACAGCUUUCCUGGCCUGUUUCACAGAGUUCGCCAGCAACACCGCCACCAUUAUCAUAUUCCUGCCCGUCAUCGCUGAACUGGUGAAUUGUCAUCUAUGACAUAUGACCACAACAUUCAACAUUUAGUUAGAUGUUUCCAUUGUUAAGAAUGAAGUACCCUGUGGGUAUGAAGAGGACUAGUAGACACUCAUUUUGUAUAUUGUGUGUAGUAUUUUUGAACACCCUUGUGAACUACCAUAAAGUCUUGAACUACACUGUAUUACUAAUUAAUGGAUUAGUAUUCCCCAUGGGAAAAGAUAAUGGGGAAGUUGAUGCUCUCUACUCUCCCACAGCAAUUUACUUUUUUACUGUUUGUGAACAGAUCUGUCAGUGUAGCACCAUGGCUGUUGGGUCUGUUGGACAAAAGUAGGGAAAAAAGUAGGUUUAUUUGAACAGUGAGAGACAGAAAAACGCAUGUCAAAAAUGUUAUCAAUUGAUUUGCAUUUUAAUGGGAAAGGGAAAUAAGUAUUUGACCCCUCUGCAAAACAUGACUUAGUACUUGGUGGCAAAACCCUUGUUGGCAAUCACAGAGGUCAGACGUUUCUUGUAGUUGGCCACCAGGUUUGCACACAUCUCAGGAGGGAUUUUGUCCCACUCCUCUUUGCAGAUCUUAUCCAAGUCAUUAAGGUUUCGAGGCUGAUGUUUGCCAACUCGAACCUUCAGCUCCCUCCACAGAUUUUCUAUGGGAUUAAGGUCUGAAAACUGGCUAGGCCACUCCAGGACCUUAAUGUGCUUCUUCUUGAGCCACUCCUUUGUUGCCUUGGCCGUGUGUUUUGGGUCAUUGUCAUGCUGGAAUACCCAUCCACGACCCAUUUUCAAUGCCCUGGCUGAGGGAAGGAGGUUCUCACCCAAGAUUUGACAGUACAUGGCCCCGUCCAUCGUCCCUUUGAUGCGGUGAAGUUGUCCUGUCCCCUUAGCAGAACAACACCUCCAAAGCAUAAUGUUUCCACCUCCAUGUUUGACGUGUGGUUGGUGUUCUUGGAGUCAUAGGCAGCAUUCCUCCUCCAAACACGGCGAGUUGAGUUGAUGCCAAAGAGCUCCAUUUUGGUCUCAUCUGACCACAACACUUUCACCCAGUUCUCCUCUGAAUCAUUCAGAUGUUCAUUGGCAAACUUCAGACGGGCAUGUAUAUGUGCUUUCUUGAGCAGGGGGACCUUGCGGGCGCUGCAGGAUUUCAGUCCUUUAUGGCGUAGUGUGAUACCAAUUGUUUUCUUGGUGACUAUGGUCCCAGCUGCCUUGAGAUCAUUGACAAGAUCCUCCCGUGUAGUUCUGGGCUGAUUCCUCACCGUUCUCAUGAUCAUUGCAACUCCACAAGGUGAGAUCUUGCAUGUAGCCCCAGGCCGAGGGAGAUUGACAGUUAUUUUAUGUUUCUUCCAUUUGCGAAUAAUCGCACCAACUGUUGUCACCUUCUCACCAAGCUGCUUGGCGAUGGUCUUGUAGCCCAUUCCAGCCUUGUGUAUGUCUACAAUCUUGUCCCUGACAUCCUUGGAGAGCUCUUUGGUCUUGGCCAUGGUGGAGAGUUUGGAAUCUGAUUGAUUGAUUGCUUCUGUGGACAGGUGUAUUUUAUACAGGUAACAAACUGAGAUUAGGAGCACUCCCUUUAAGAGUGUGCUCCUAAUCUCAGCUCGUUACCUGUAUAACAGACACCUGGGAGCCAGAAAUCUUUCUGAUUGAGAGGGGGUCAAAUACUUAUUUCCCUCAUUAAAAUGCAAAUCAAUUUAUAACAUUUCUGACAUGCGUUUUUCUAGAUUUUUUUGUUGUUAUUCUGUCUCUCACUGUUCAAAUAAACCUACCAUUAAAAUUAUAGACUGAUAAUGUCUUUGUCAGUGGGCAAACGUACAAAAUCAGCAGGGGAUCAAAUUCUUUUUUUCCCCUCACUGUACAGUUAUCAGUAACCAGUUGUCUUUGGCUGGCUGUACCAAUGUCUUACAGUAUUGUUAAAUCUAAGCAAUAGUAUCACCCAUCCAGUAUCAUCCAGUAUCACCCUGACAAGUGCACCCAAGUUACUUAUCUUCAGUGACAUUUCUAAGCCAAAUACAUGACUAAGAAUGUGGAAUAUUGUUGCCAUUUAUUGAAUGCGAUAUGGAUUCACACACUCUGCUCAUUUGUGCAAAAAAACUGUUUCUAAGUAUUAAUAUUCCCUAUUAACACAAUUUUUCAGCAAAAUAAUAUCAAUGAAUGUGUUGGUCUCCUCUCUACAGGCUAUGUUUGUCAAGGUGAACCCUCUUUACUUUAUGAUACCUGCGACAACAGGAUGUUCAUUUGCCUUCAUGUUGCCAGUCUCCACCCCUCCCAACUCCAUUGCCUUUGCAUCUGGCCAUCUUUUGGUGAAAGACAUGGUAAGAUCCUUACGCCAAUAUACUGUAUGACCAUAUUUCAGACUGUUCUUAAACUUAAACAUACUGUAUCCUAGUAAAUAUAUUAUUUACAUAUCUUUGGUUUCUCUAUUUCCAGGUGAAAACAGGCUUUGUGAUGAACAUUUUGGGCAUUUUAUCAGUUUCUCUGGCCAUAAACACUUGGGGUCGUGCCAUGUUCAGUUUGGAGACUUAUCCAGACUGGGCUCGUCCAAGCAACAUGUCCAGUACUGUCACAGAUAUACAGUUCCCCUCCGUCCCACCUUUCAACCUUACUAGUUUGUGAUACACUGCAUACCGUAGAUCUGAAGCUUAUCCAAUACAAAGUAUUACACUGUAUUAUAUAGUAAAUACUUGAGCAGCAUUUCUGUAUAUGUACAAAAGUCAAUAACUAUAGACUUGUGGAGCAUUAGUUGUUACCAAGUUAUUUAGCCUAUGGUGUGAUGGCUAUACUAUGUUGCUAAUGUACUGUACACUUCUAGAUUUCCCCAUUGCCUAAUGUAUACUGUAUGAGUUUAGAUUUUUUUUGUUCAGGAUCUCCUUGUACUCUACGUCCUCUGUCAUGUAGAUUAUACUAAGUUCUAUCAGCUCAUUUUCUUGCUUGUCACAUGCCACGAACCCCUGGUCUCCCAGAUGUGUCAACUGUUUUGUCUUGGUUUGUUUUAGGUCCUUGUGCCAAGUUUCCAUUUGAAGAUCAUUUGUUUGGGCAGGGCAGGGGGCGACAGAAUGGACAGUGGUUGGUCUGUCUGUUGUUACAUUCUCUUCCACAGUUACACAACAAGUAAUGUCGGAGAUCGUUUUUGUCCAGACACCUGUGACAUCUGUGUCAUCGUUCUGUUGCUAUGCUUGCUGAAAUGACUUGCAUCUUAGGGACCUCUGCUGGUCAGUGUGCCACUUUACGAGUGUCCGUCUCAUUCCUCACUGUAACAUUCCCUAGAUAGUGUUUGUGAUGAUAAUCCUUAUUGAUUAGGGUGUUAGCAGUUUGCUUGAUGAUAAUAGACCCAAUCCAUUUCAUCACAAUGAACACUCAUCCUCCAAGUCCACCACCUACUAGUAAAUCAUACUUGAACUCGAUACUCCAUUGAUCUUUAGUUGUAUAAACUGUGACUGUCUUGACGCACAACAGGAGUUUGUGAAUUAUUCAUGAAAAAUGCUUACCUAGUCCAUGGGGUCACUGGCUGCACAUGUUUUAACACAUUGUAAGUUACACACAGAAGGUCAUUUUUACUUUUCAUCAUGUCUUUUAAAUCCAGAAAUCAUGAUUUUCUGAUCUUAUUUUAUUUUAAAUAAUCACUAGAAAUGUAGUAUGUAGGAAAUUUAAAUAACAAUUUUCUACCAUAGUUUGUAUUUAGUGUAAUACGUUUAGGUUUAUCAAUGC
This is a messenger RNA of Coregonus sp. 'balchen', 9629 nucleotides long. Lineage: Eukaryota; Metazoa; Chordata; Actinopteri; Salmoniformes; Salmonidae. The record is from the annotation of a GenBank genome assembly.